CUGGAGGGAAUCAGUUCUCCCUGUUUUCCACCGAAGACGUGAUCUCCAGUGAAAAACCUGCUGCUUAAAAAUGGAUUCCAAAAUAUUCAUAUUUCUCUAUCUAUUGGUUAUUGUGGGGCAGCUUUCAUGUGCUCCUUUUCCUACCGGCGAGGACGAAGACGAUAGCGGAGAAGAGGAGGGCGGGGAAGAAGGCGAAGAAGAGGAAGAAGGGGGAGACGACGACGAUGAUGACGACGACGACGACGAUGAUGACGAUGACGAUGAUGAUGAAGAAGAAGACGACGACGAUGAUGACGAAGAAGAAGGCGAUGACUAAAAUAAAGAUUACGGAGACUAUGAGACGCUAAAAGACUAAAUCAGUUUAUGAUAGAAUACAAAAUUUGCCACUACAACACAAAACAAACUAAUGGCUUAAAGUCGAUUACAAGGUUUUGUCGAAUAUUCGUAAGCCUAGUUCAAGCAAUUGCCAAUAAAAUCAUAAUUUUCUGUAAACAA
Pocillopora damicornis (cauliflower coral) is the source of this 495-nucleotide messenger RNA. RefSeq lists its product as uncharacterized. The record is from RefSeq and is a predicted model, not a curated record. NCBI's taxonomy places the organism in Eukaryota, Metazoa, Cnidaria, Anthozoa, Scleractinia, Pocilloporidae.